Saccostrea cuccullata (small rock oyster) is the source of this 1062-nucleotide messenger RNA. RefSeq lists its product as uncharacterized. Gene Ontology annotation, cellular component: extracellular region. The record is from RefSeq and is a predicted model, not a curated record. NCBI's taxonomy places the organism in Eukaryota, Metazoa, Mollusca, Bivalvia, Ostreida, Ostreidae. Gene Ontology annotation, molecular function: protein binding. The transcript has a single exon. The coding region runs from base 1 to 1062 and encodes 353 amino acids.
AUGGUGAUGACCAAUACGCACUUCAGAAAAUUACAAAACCUUUGCGACGAAUAUGACCAGUUAGCCAUCAAGCCUGUAAAAUUCCUUUAUUUUGUGACUGGGAAACCUUUUAAAUGUCUGAAAUGUGUACCCAAACAUGUAUCAAAAUUAAAUUUAACGUCUCUUGACGAAAAUUCUAACAUAACUGAAAUAGUUCAGAUACUGGCAGAUUUCGCCAUCAAAGACGAAAAUAUAAAAGUCAAGCCAGAAUAUAAAAUGCACCAACCAACUCUUUUUUCUUCGAUUCCUCUGAAAGACAUAAAUCGUGUAUGUCAUAUUAAUUGCGUAACUUCAAACCUGAUUUGGAUCAGUGACUAUAAAAAUAGUCUCUUGUUGAUGAGAAUUGAAGAAAACAGGAUAUCCGUAGCUCAUCGAAUUCUUGAAGACUUUGGGGGACUUGGUGUGUACACGGUGUCCACAACAGGCGACCUGAUUUAUAUUGACAAAGGGUCAGAAAUCAGGAAACUGUCUUCAGAUUGUAACACGAAAGUAAGUUUAUUUAAAAUAGGUAAUGACUGGCGACCACGGUGCAUUCAUUAUUCCCAUUUCAACAGGGACUUAGUCAUUGGAAUGUGGAAGGAAAAGAGAUGCCGAAUAGUCAGGUAUGAUAUUUCGGGUCAAGAAAUCCAAGAUUCUGAGAAUGGAAGUCCGACACUAUAUAAAUAUCCGGCUUACAUAACAGAAAACUGGAACGGUGACGUCAUCGUAGCAGAUUUGGAUAAACAGGCAGUUAUAGUAACAGAUCACAAAGGUGUCUAUCGAUUUUCCUAUGAAGGUCCACCAAAUGGACCAAAGUUGGACCCACGUGGAAUCUGUGUAGAUGUACUUGAACACAUAUUAGUGAGUGACUGGACAAGCAGUUCAGUGCAAGUAAUUGAUAAAGACGGUGUAUUUUUGCUUACAUUGCUUACUGCUAGCAGAAACAGUCCGCCAUAUAGGAUAUGUUAUGAUGAAGCAAAACAUCUUCUUUGGGUAGGCUAUGAUAACUCUAGCAAAGUGACUGUGUUUAAAUAUCUAAAUUAG